GAGAGAGCCAAGUUCAGUCCUGAUCAUUGGGACCCUCAGGACCACACCAAUUUAAAUCUUCCAUUCACUUGCUUAAAUUAGACUCAAAUGUGUUUGAAUAUGGUACAAUUAAAAUAAAUAUACCGAUUUUUAUCCCCACAAUAUAAAUAGCUUUUUUUUUAUUAGCCAUAGUUGUUAGUAUUUUAAACAAACACUCAGCACUGGAAGGAUUUCAUUUGCCCCUGGAUGUUAUGGAUUUGCUAUUUCUGCAGACUGAACAUUUAGUUUGUGUGGGAACGGCAUCGACGACAUAGUUGUGGAUUUUUUUUAACACGAAUUCUGACUGAGAACAAUUAAUUUAGGAAGUUUUUUUUUAUUUCAAUGACUCUGGGCGUUCUUUCGCGCGACUGUGGACGAUGAUUCAAGUUCUCCGCGGAUUUCAAAUCAAGAGUGAAACUGACGGAUAGGCGUCGGGAUUUGAAGGAGUCGUUCCUCUCUUAAAACAUCCCUCAGGGAUUCUCGUCUCUCUCCGAAGACCUGUUUCCCAUCAUCCAUCAGCGAGCACAAAGACCGGGCGCAUACUGGAACUGAAAAUACUGUCGUUUUCUCCUGAAGCCUUAUACAACAGAUCUCAUCACUCAGGAUGCAAACCGUUUCAACGGUCAGCGGUCUCUGUAAACGCAUCUAAUCGCAAACAAAUUCACACGAGCGUGACAGACGUGGAAGCACCCACAUUAGGCUGCUGCAAGUUAAGAUACUUGAGAAAGACAGAGGUGGUUUACAGCAGUCAUGGCAGCCAUAGCAACUGUCCCUAACUACACCCCAUCGAUAUGGGUACGGUUAUGCCAUGCCAUUCCUCGCCUGGACUUGACCCUGCAGACCCGAGACAGCGUGUUCACUCCAGACAGCUGGGAGUAUCAGCAGACUCUUCUGGUCCUCUCCAGCUUCUCCGCCAUUGCUCUCAUCCUCUCGUUACUUGUAGUUAUCUCCUUCCUCAUCCACUACUGCUGCUGCUGCCAUCGUGGUGAGGGCGGCCGGGAUGCAGAGGAAGAGGUGGAAGACGAUGAUGCCAGCGGCAGAAAGGGGCGGGGCAUCUGCUGUGUCACAUGGGUAUCGGUUGCAGCCGUCACAUUGUGUUGUGUUGCCAUAGGCAUCGGUUUCUACGGCAACAGUGAGGCGAACGAUGGGAUGUAUCAGUUGACCUCAUCCUUGCUCACUGCCAAUUACACACUGGCUUCCAUCGAUCUUCUGGUUUCAGACACCGUAGUCGGGCUGCAGCAGUCUGUCUCAGGGCCCUUGACCUCCAUGGAGGAAGUGUUCGGUGGGCAUAAGCCGGCACUCGUGCCCACACGCUCCUGCAGGCGUCUGUCAGAGCGAGUCAUGUCUCUCCUCUCCAACCUGACACUGGGAAGAGGUCUGAUCCCCAUUGCAGAUGGAUUUUACAGGGCAAAUGGAAGUGAAAGCAUAGUGGGAGUGCUCACCCCAGCACCUCCUUCUGUAGCCCCCACUCUUAGUCCAUCUGUCAACAGCAUUCCUGCACCCUUCUCCCCUGGCUGGGCAGCAAACACACUCAUGGUGAAUGAAGACUACAGGUGGCUGUCGUACGUGCUGCUGCUUUUACUGGAUCUGGUGGUGUGUUUCUUUAUUCUUCUGGGUUUAGCCAAACAGGCCCGCUGGCUACUUAUUCUGAUGACAGUGCUGGCCUGGUUGGCUCUGUUUCUGAGUUGGGGUUCUCUCGGCCUGGAGACGGCCACAGUGGUGGCCCUAAGUGAUUUUUGCUUUGACCCAAACACUUUUGUGCUUAACUCCACUCACUUCAACUCUAGGACAAGUACAGAAAUCCUGGAUUAUUACCUAACCUGCAGCAGGAAAAUGAGCAGCCCUUUUCAACAGAUACUGACCCAGUCCCAGAGAGCGCUUUCCAGCAUCCACUCUCACCUUUCCAGUCUAGAGAGAGACGCCCUCCCACGCUUUCCAAAGGCAGAGAAGUCACUCAGGGAGGUGCAGCAGAUCCUCAACGCCACUGAGGGCAACUUCCACCAGCUGGUCGCACUUCUCAACUGUCGAGGGCUGAACAAGGAUUAUGUGGACUCUCUGAAAGGCCUGUGCUAUGAUGGGAUGGAGGGGUUGCUCUAUCUUUCGCUGUACUCGUUUCUCUCGGCUUUGACGUUCACAGCUAUUCUUUGCUCCCUCCCUGGAGCCUGGAGGAGUUUCCACAGCGAUUCAGAGGAAUACGAGGACUCCGACAGCGAACUUUCUUCCACCUUUUCUCUUCCUGUUUCCACCCUGGAUCCUGGCUCUCAUCCUUCCCUGUGUCCCUUUGGUGUGGCAUGUCAUUCUUGCGUCUCUCCAUGGUCCCCUUCUCCUGGUUCCUCUCUGCGCCUCUCUCUUUCUCUAUGCAGGACUCCAAACGUUUCCUCCAAUGGCAACCCUGGUUAUGAGAACCUGCCUUUGAGUGACAGGCAGUCCCCACCCCCCUCUUACUCUCCCAGCAUGCUGACUGGCUACGGCGGCAGUCAAUCACACUCCAACCCGUCCCAUUCAAGAAACCUGUACUCACACUAAUUAUUUUUCUGUACAGUAGAAAAGAAAGAUAUAGAGCAAGGUUUAGUUUUCAUAUGGAUGGACACUUUAUGAGACGAGAGACUAAUUUAAAACUCUAGAUGUUAAAUAUCUGUGUGUAACGUCAGUACCAUUGAGUCAUUUGGGUGUAACAGACAGAAAAAGCCGUGUGCGUCAUAUAUAGUCGUCCGAUCCUAUCACUUCCUCUCCCUCUAGUGUCAUGCUGUACAUAGCUGGUGGAAACAAGAUGGUAUUGACGGUACAGUAGUGGUCUAUUUUUAAAUGUAUAACCACUUUAUUUUGGAGUUUUUAUAUUGUUACAUGUAGUCACAGAUACGUAGUGGCGAUGGCACAAUUUCUUUGUAUGAUUAUGCAGUUUUUUCUUAACCUUUCUUUCUUUUUUUUUAAAUAUUUGACAGGACCCUAUUUUAUAAGUGGCAAUUCUGUAUUACCUUGUAUGCCCUCUGAUACAAUAUGAUU
Sinocyclocheilus rhinocerous is the source of this 3021-nucleotide messenger RNA. RefSeq names its product protein tweety homolog 1-like. The record is from RefSeq and is a predicted model, not a curated record. The transcript has 15 exons. Gene Ontology annotation, molecular function: volume-sensitive chloride channel activity; intracellularly calcium-gated chloride channel activity. Lineage: Eukaryota; Metazoa; Chordata; Actinopteri; Cypriniformes; Cyprinidae. Gene Ontology annotation, cellular component: smooth endoplasmic reticulum membrane; plasma membrane. Bases 769 to 2544 code for a protein of 591 amino acids.